Galendromus occidentalis (western predatory mite) is the source of this 2067-nucleotide messenger RNA. RefSeq lists its product as uncharacterized. The coding region runs from base 1 to 2067 and encodes 688 amino acids. The record is from RefSeq and is a predicted model, not a curated record. NCBI's taxonomy places the organism in Eukaryota, Metazoa, Arthropoda, Arachnida, Mesostigmata, Phytoseiidae. The transcript has a single exon.
AUGGCUUUGCGACUUUUUGAAAAUUAUCCGGAAGAACUGAGACUUCUUUUUCUGCCUGUACAGUCGGAUGAUAUGGAAUUUAGAAACCGUCACAAAAAUUUCCACGAGAACAUCCGAAAUUUCAAUUCUGCAUUGGCUCCGGCUUCCGUGGGGGCUCGACUCGCGCCGCCCGGGGGACAGGGACCUUUCUGUUACAAAAUCCAUGAUCAGAUUUAUCAUCGGAUAGGAGCUUUACAUCCAGAACCUGACAACGCGAGACGCUACGGUCAAGUAUACAUCCUGGAUACAGAGCAGGCUACCGACUUGCGUCUUCAACAGAACAGCCAGUGUGAUUCGAAUACCAUGAGGACUUUGAGUUCUCUGUUGAUGGCUGUCAAUCCUUGCGCGAGAGCGUUAAAAAUGAUGAGCGAAAUCGAAGCAGCAGAAAAUCAACUCGCGCUCCGAGAGCAACGACCUCAUCCGAAACUAACUAUGCGCUUCGAGAAGGCAACCUCCCGUGGUCUAGAAAGCCGCCCGUACGAUUUGCCGACUGCAAACGAAGUCGCGGUCGUUUAUGUUACUGAACACGACGACGUUCUUUCGCAGAGAAGCUUGGCUGUGCAUCAGAGAAGCGGUACGCUGACCCACAUAUCUAUCCUCGAUGAACGAUGCGAUACGCUCGCUUACCCAUUAUUUUUCCCCACUGGCCAAUCGGCUUGGCAUCCGAAUUCGAUGAAUUCGGAACACAAGAAGACCACGCAGAAAGAUUUCUAUUCCUGUUUGUUGUCCGUACGGAAUGACGAGUUUAAUCCAUUGCUACAUGGAAGAAAACUCCUGCAACGAUUUGUCGUUGACGCGUAUGUCAAGAUCGAGCAGAACCGACUCAACUACCAUAGAACCCAUCAGAGAGAGCUCCGCCUCGACACUUAUAGUGGAUUGAGUGAUCAUUUCCACGAUGACGUGCCGGGACCCCCAGGGAGACGAAUCGUUCUCCCAACUUCGUUCAUCGGGAGCCCCCGGAAUAUGCAACAGAGCUACCAAGACGCGAUGGCCAUCGUGGCAAAGCAUGGAAAACCGGACAUCUUCAUGACGACCACCUGCAAUCCGAACUGGGCGGAAAUCAAGGAGAAUCUGUAUUCAGGCCAAUCGGCAUGCGAUCGUCCGGAUUUAGUGAGCCGUGUAUUCCAGCUUAAACUAGCCGAGUUAUACAAGGAUCUCUUCAAGGAACAUAUUUUCGGCAGGGUAGUAGCUUUCGCCAGCGUCAUUGAAUUUCAGAAGCGUGGUCUUCCACACUGUCACAUGCUCUUGAUCCUAGCUUCAGAGUUCAAACCACGCACGGCAGGCGAAGUUGACACUUUCUGUUGCGCUGAGGUUCCCGAUCCCCAAUCUGAGGCUCCUUUGCACCAGGCUGUGAAAUCUUUCAUGGUUCACCGCCGUUGUGGAUUCGGCUCUCAGGCUCCCUGCAUGAAAGAUGGCAAGUGCACGAAAAAGUUUCCGAAGUCGCUCCGAGACACUACAUGCAUCGCUGCUGACCGUUAUCCAGAACUCCGACGGCUUAAUCGAUACACAAUUUCCUUGGGAGAAGAUCGAUACGGCGAUGAGUCGAUCGUUCCGUAUAAUCCUUAUCUACUGCUAAAGUACAGUGCUCACAAUAAUGAAGAGAUUUGUGGCUGGAUAUCCGCAGUGAAAUAUUUGUAUAAGUACGUUCAUAAGGGUCCCGAUAGAGCGAAUUCAGUAAUUUCGAACGAUUCCGAUGUCGAUGAAAUCAAAACUCAUCUGAAUGCUCGCUACGUUUGCGCCCCGGAAGCUAUGCACCGGAUUUUCGGCUAUGAGCAACAGCGGAAAUCUCACGCCAUUCACCGCCUUGCCGUCCACCUGCCGGACGAACAGACGGUUUCUUUCACCGCGGGCCAUGAACGUGAAGCUUUGCGGAGAGCACGAACAACACUCACGACUUUGACGGCCUUCUUCAAGCAGAACGCCGAUUCCGAAGCGAUGUCAUCCCCUACAGAAUCAACGCUGGAUUCACGUCGACUCUUACACGGCGAUUUCCCUGAGCACUUCGUAUUCGACGCGAAUUUAGGUUAG